UAAGAGAAAGAGUUGGCAAAACAGCUCAAUUCAAAUUGGAUCUGACUGAGGAGGCUCAGCAGAAGCACCUCACUGAGGACUAGGAGCAUAGGCUUUCCAUGCAGAGCGAAGACCUGCAGAAGUGCAAAGCCAGGUACAGGCGCCUGGAGGCUCAGUGGCUGAGAUGGUCAGCCAGUUCCAGGCCAUGAUGCAGUCCCACUGGAACAAGGUCCUCCUGCUCUUGGCCACCAGUGGCACUUCCCUCCAGCCUUUGCCCAAAGCCCCACACCGGGAGGCUGAAGUGUUCCAAGGAACACCCCGAACGAAAUAAAGCUCUGAGGCUUGAGGUUCCUCAAAGUUCCAAUUUAUUAGAGAUGUCAUGUUGGCACAGCUGGGAAAACCCGAAACUGAAAGCUUCCAGGUUUUCCACACCCAGUUGACAAUUCACAGCCCUGCCCCACACCCACAAGUUCAUCCCAUUGUCCGAUCAACUCUUCACACUCAUCUUGGACACAAUCUUCUACAUCAGACGCAGGAUGUCCUUGAAUACGGAAUAUUGUUAUGACUAACUUUCUACCGCUCUAACAACAACCCCCCCCCAACUUCCCCAGCUAAAAUAUGUGGCAGUUAAAAAGCAAAAAGAAAAUUGCCUUCCAAAACUGAUAGCAGACCCCAAGUCAGAAUUUCUCCUCCCCUCUGACCCACACAGAAAGACCCCAAAGGGGGAGACUCUCUGCAGCAACACAAACAUUCUUUCUUUUUUUUAAUUUGAAUUUAUAUCCCGCCACGUCAGUUGUGCCAAGGGCAGCGAGGGACAACGCCAGCACCUCCCCACUGGGCUCGCUCUGCCCCUCGCCAUCUCCACGGCCAAGAGCGGGGCCACGGGCCGUUUUGCAGGGCUGCAGGCAUCGGGGCGAGGUCUUUUCGGGAGCCGCAACUGGGCAAAGCGGCCGAGGGACUCCGGGCUCCCCCCGGGCUUCCUGCCUCAACCUCCCCGCGGCGCGGCUGCCUGGGCUCCGAGCCCAAAGAGGGACGAGCGGGCGGCGCGCGGAGCUGCGCGUCUGCCUCGUCCGGGCAACCAAGGGCGACGCCGGCCGGGGCGCGGGGCAGCUCCGGGGAGCAUGCUCAGUCCCUGCCGGCGCCCGGUGGCGGCGGGGGCGCAACGGCCGGAGGAGAAGCCGGAGCAGGAGGAGCCGCCGCCGGUGGGAUGGAGCCGCCGCCCCCGCCGCCGCCGCCGCCGCCGCCCGCUGCCCAAGCCGGAGCCGAAGAGAAGGCGGGCCGGCCCGGGACGGCGGGGGUCGUCUCCUCCUCGCCACGGAGAGGGCCGAGCGCCGCGCCGCGGGGCCAGGCCGGGCUGCGAGGAGGCGGCGGGGGCAGCGCGCAGGAGCCGCCGCGCGAGGGCAAGGAGCCUGCCGGCGGGGUCGCGCCCGCAAUCCCGCCCCGGUCCCGCCCGCGCCCGCGCCCUCGCCCUCGCCGCAGCGCGCGCUCGGUCACGGUGGACAGCUCCAAGGCGCGCACCUCGCUCGAGGCGCUCAAGCUCAGCCUGCGCGAACUGCGCUGGAAGGAGUUUCCGUUUGGUCGCCGUUUGCCCUGCGACAUCUAUUGGCACGCUGUCUCCUUUCACGACAAUGUCAUUUAUUCGGGACAAGUCAACAAAUUUCCAGGCAUGACUGAAAUGGCACGGAAGGUCAACUUGAGUCGUGCCAUGAGGACAAUGCAGGAGCUUUUCCCCGAAGAGUAUAACUUCUACCCCCGCUCCUGGAUCCUCCCGGAGGAGUUUGCCAUCUUUCUCACUGAGGUCAACCUGAUGAAGGAGAACAACCCCAGAUGGAAACCCACCUUUAUUGUGAAGCCUGACGGGGGCUGUCAGGGGGACGGGAUCUACCUGGUGAAGGGCCCCGCGGAGAUCCGGUUGAUGGGCAACCUGCAGAGCAGGCCGGCCGUGGUCCAGGAGUACAUGGCCAAGCCCUUCUUGAUCGACAAGCUGAAGUUUGACAUCCGUUUAUACGUCCUGCUCAAGUCGCUGGACCCUCUGGAGGUCCACGUGGCCAAGGACGGGCUGUGCCGCUUCUGCACGGAGCCCUAUCAGGAGCCGGCACUGAAGAACCUCCACCAGGUCUACAUGCACUUGACCAACUACGCCCUCAACAUCCACAGCGGGAAUUUUGUCCACUCGGACAGCGGCAACACCGGCAGCAAACGGACGUUUUCCAGCAUCCUGGGCAAGCUGGCUUGCAGCGGCGUCAACAUCCGGAAACUUUGGUCCGAUAUCAUUUCGUUGGUCAUCAAGACGGUGAUCGCCAUUGUGCCCGAGCUGAAGGUCUUUUACCAGUCUGAUAUCCCUGCGGGCAAACAGGGGCCUUCCUGCUUCCAAAUUUUAGGAUUUGACAUCCUGCUGAUGAAGAACCUGAAGCCCAUUUUGCUGGAAGUCAAUGCCAACCCAAGCAUGAAGAUCGAACAUGAACAAGAGGUUUCUCCGGGAGUGACACAAUACAUCCCCAGUCCGGUCGAUGAAGAAGUUAAGGUGGCCGUUAUCCGGGACACCCUCCGAUUGGUGGAUCCCCACAAGAAGAAGAAGAAGCAGGAGGAGGAGGAGGAGGAGGAGCCGGCAGAACAGCCAUUAGCUGAACAUGUGGAACUGGCAGCCCAGGAGGAGACCUUCCUCCAGGAGGAGCUGGAGGACAAGCCCAAGCUGGGGGAGAGCCCCCCUCCGGAAGCCAAGCCCCCCGCCGUCUGCCUGAAGGAGGUCUUCCCCAAGUACGCCAAGCAGUUCAGCUACCUGCGGCUGGUGGAAAGGAUUGCUGCCCUCUUCAUCCGCUUCCUGGGGGUGAAGGGGACCACCAAGCUGGGGCCCACCGGCUUCCGGAUGUUUAUAAGGAACAGCAAGAUCAGCAACAGCGGCUUCAGCAUGGCCGCGGCCGACAUUCUGUACAUUGACAUCACCCGCCGGGGGAUCGGGCCCAGCGUGGACCAGCGGGAGGCCGGGAUGAGCCUCCAAGCCUUCGUGGAGGCCAUUUGCUUCCUAGCCCAGAGGAGGUACAAGUCCCUCUCGCUUCACGAGCAGGUGGAACUUCUCCUGGACUUUUGCGAGUACAACUUGGCCGUCCUGGAUGAGAAGCGCCUGGCUUGCAGCCGAAGCCUCUCCAGCACACAGGCCACCCUGGUCACCUGCCCGCAAGACCGGCUGCAGCUCAGUCCCGCCACGCCCGGCUCGGCUGCCUUCCAAAGAACCCAGAAGUUUGUCGACUGCAAAAGCUCCCAGCCCUGAAGAGGCCAUGAAGGUCUCACCGGCCUGAUGCCCAGCCUGUGCUGCAGGAGGGGGAGCCAUGCCCAGCCCUCCCUUUAGAGACAUUUGGGGUGGGGGUGGGGCACGGCAUGGCUUGACCAACGCUCCUCAGCCAAACUCCUUCUUGACAUGGCCUGUUGGCGCAUCAUCAGACCGGAGGGGCGAGGAGGGAUCCCGGAUUGUCUUCUCCAGCCACGCAGAGCCAUCUCCAGUGAGGAGCCCCCUUGCCCGAGGGAGCCCAGUCUCCAGGGGCUGGGCUGGGGUGGGGGGCACGUUUGGCAGGGAGGGGAGAAGUCACGAGAUCGGUGGUGUGGGUGCACAAAGUGGUAGAAAGGAGGAAGAGAGCAAAUCGUAUGGUGAACUAAAAUCCUAUUUAUGUAUGCCAGCUGUGUCGUCUUCAUUGGGAAGGGGAUGCGGGGUGAGAGGCAGCCUGGGGAUGCUUGCGUUGCAUGAAGGGGGAAUCCCCUGCCCAGAUGUGGAGCCCCUUCCAGAUGUGGAGCUGCUGCUCAAAAGAAACUGGGGUGCUUUUCCCAUUGACCGGUGAUGGAGACCCCCUCCCGUCCCUCUGCUCCUCUCCAAAGGCUGACCUGGUGGCAGGAUUUGGUGUUGCUCCUCCUGACCGAAGCAUCCAGGGGUCCCUUUCCCCCUCCAAUGCCCCCCCCCAUGGCAGAGUUUUUGAAAAUGUUCCCAGGCAGAAAACAGCUUCUUCAGAAGGCCUGCAGCCCUCGGUGCAAUCCCAGUCAUUGGGGGUUUAUGUCUCUCAUGGGGGUAGAGAAGUCAGUGGGCCUUUUUGGGGGGGCUUUCAGAUUGGUAGGUGGGCCUCCUCCCUCAUGUACCAAGAAGCCCACUUGAAUCUUGGGCCCUGGGGGUGCCUUGGCAAGUCCAGCUUGACCCGAGUGCCAGCCUCCUCCUCCCCAUGCCCCCAAAGGGAUCCAGCCAAGACUGCUUGGCCCUAAAAAUCAGAUCCCUGAGAAUAUUUAGGGGAACUAAAAGGAAGCCUUUUAGUCAAGGAUUUGACUGGCAAAGAGAUCAGUUUUCAGAGGGAUGCUUUUGUGUUGUGGAACAAAAGGCGAUAAUGAAAUACUUUCAUUAAGAAGAGAAAUAAAAGAGGAUAUUGUUGCUAAACAACUGAAUUCCCGGAGGAUUAAAUGAAGGUAUUCAAUAUUUACCAUUGAUUUGAUUCUGGCAGAUUGCAGCUUUUUCCUUUGUUUUUUCUUGGAGUGUUCACUGCAAAAAUAAUUUCCCUCUAAGUUUAAUAUUCUGUUCCGCUAAAUACAUUCGUUAGUUUGUUUUUUCUAAAAAAAAAAAGAACCGUACUAAUAUCAGAAAUAAUGUUCCUUUUCAAAUGGAGCUUUCUAUUGACUUCUAAACGU
Molecule: messenger RNA, 4638 nt
Organism: Ahaetulla prasina
Lineage: Eukaryota; Metazoa; Chordata; Lepidosauria; Squamata; Colubridae
Gene: TTLL11
Product: tubulin tyrosine ligase like 11
Exons: 9
Coding region: 1187-3247 (686 amino acids)
Biological process (GO): protein polyglutamylation; microtubule cytoskeleton organization
Cellular component (GO): cilium
Molecular function (GO): tubulin-glutamic acid ligase activity; tubulin binding
Source: RefSeq, a predicted model, not a curated record